Messenger RNA from Condylura cristata (star-nosed mole), 882 nucleotides. It is a transcript of the gene PNPLA3, whose product is annotated as patatin-like phospholipase domain containing 3. The coding region runs from base 1 to 882 and encodes 293 amino acids. NCBI's taxonomy places the organism in Eukaryota, Metazoa, Chordata, Mammalia, Eulipotyphla, Talpidae. The record is from RefSeq and is a predicted model, not a curated record. Gene Ontology annotation, molecular function: triacylglycerol lipase activity. Gene Ontology annotation, biological process: triglyceride catabolic process; lipid homeostasis. Gene Ontology annotation, cellular component: membrane; cytoplasm; lipid droplet. The transcript has 7 exons.
AUGCCCACGUGGCAGUGUCCGGGGGCAGGCCCUCCGGGAGGUGGCCAGGCCAGGGGAGAGGAACAAAGGGCUGGAGAUGUGGCCGACGCCUGGUCUGUGCCCUCGGGCUCUGCAGACCAGGUUCUGCAGAUCAUCUUGGACCUUGUCCGCUGGGCCAGACGCCGGACCCUCAACAUCCUGCACCCCUCCACCAACCUGACGGACUACCUGCGGGAGGGCCUGCACCGGCACCUGCCCGCCGACAUCCACCGGCGCUUCUCCGGGAGGGUCCACCUCUCCCUCACCCGCGUGGCCGACUGGGAGAACGUGCUGGUGUCCGACUUCCAGUCCAAGGAGGAAGUGGUAGACGCCCUGCUCUGUUCCUGCUUCAUCCCGUUCUACUGCGGCUUGAUCCCGCCGUCCUUCAGAGGCGUGCGGUAUGUGGACGGAGGGCUGUCCAACAACGUGCCCCGCGUGGACGACAGAACCACCAUCACCGUGUCCCCCUUCUACGGGGAGAGCGACAUCGGCCCCAAGACCGUCUCCACGAACUUCCUCACCGUGGACUUCACCAGCCUCAACCUGCGCGUCUGCUCGGAGAACGUCUACUUCGUCAUCCGGUCGCUGAUGCCCCCCAGCCUCGGGGUGAGCGGGGGGCACGCACUGCGCGAAGCAGCAAGAGACCCGGGCGGGCCCCUGAGCAAGAUCUGCGCCCUCCUGCCCGUGAGGGCGCUGACCUACGCCCUGCUGCCCUGCACGCUGCCUGUGGAGGUGGCCUUCCACAGCCUCCGGAGACUGGUGCUGUGGGUCCCCCACAUCCCCGAGGACCUCCCGUGGCUGCGGUGGGUGGCCUCCCGGGCUCGCGUUCUGCUGCUGAUGCACCUGUUCCCCGCCGCCAGGUAG